This is a messenger RNA of Diplodia corticola, 564 nucleotides long. RefSeq lists its product as uncharacterized. Bases 1 to 564 code for a protein of 187 amino acids. Lineage: Eukaryota; Fungi; Ascomycota; Dothideomycetes; Botryosphaeriales; Botryosphaeriaceae. The transcript has 3 exons. The record is from RefSeq and is a predicted model, not a curated record.
AUGACGCCCCCCGUCCCCGCCUUCCUCGAGCCCGUCCCGGUCACCAUUCGCCUGGCUCAGGCCGUGGGCAUCACCGCCUCAGCCUUCUUGUGCCAGACCGCUGCUGCCUCCAUCCUGCUGACUCCCAGCUUGCUUGAAGCCCCCGCCCCGCUGCUCGCACGACAGUGGCUCAAAGCUCGCAACAUCUCCAUGACGAUCAACCUGCCCUCUGUCGCCGGCUCCGUUGCUCUGUUCGCCUGGCUGGCUUCACGGGAAUCCCCGGACAGCACCCCGCGCAAGCUAUACACGGCCGCCUCCCUCCUCUACUUCGCCAAGAUUCCCUACAGCUUCCUCUUCCUCCACCCUACCGAUAAAGCCCUGCAGGCCAAGGCCGAGUCUUUUGCUUCUGCAAGCAUCGCCGAUACUGCUGCUGAGGCUGGAAUUGCGAAGGAGGAGACGACCCACGCUCUGGUCGACAAGUGGGCCACAGCCAACUUGGGUCGCGCGGUUCUCGGUUUUAUUGCCUCUUCCUGCGCUGUUUGGGCCACUCUGGGCCGCGUUGAUGUCAUCAGGUACAGACUGUAA